CAACUACCGCCGCCUCCUCGAGCGGUCGAGCCCCGGCCUCCCAUCUCCGAUCUCCGUCUCUCCCGUCCCGCAGCGACGUCGACGCCGGUAGCCACCACGGCCGCCCUCCGCUCCGUGCGAACAUUCAAGGCGAUGCCGUCGCAGCGGAGACUUUGACGACGGAGCAGGCGCCACCGCCACGAACCAACAGUGGCCGCGUGCGCGCGCGUGUGUACACUUCUACCGUUCUACGUGAGCGUGGGCGAUCGGUUCACGUCCGUUGACCGGAGGCUGGGGCGUAGGUGUACGCAAUGGCGGCCAGGGUGCACCACCACCACUACCCCGUGGUGGUGUCGGCAGCGGCGUCGCCUGCUAGGUCGGAGGACAUGCGGCUGAGGCGGUCGCGUCCGCCUGCCAAGGCGGAGGACAGGCGGCUGAGGCGGUCUCCGCCGGUGUCGGUGGAGAAGGCGCGGCGGCAGGGGCGGCCGUCGCGGGGCGGGGCUGCGGUGGCGGGGACAGCGGCGGGGACGGCAGCUGGGUGCGCGGCCGUGUGCGCCUGCUUCCCGUUCGCCGUGAUUGAGCUCGCCGUCCUAGCCACCGUGCGCGCCCCCGCCGCGAUGUGCCGCCGCACCAUCCGCGAGCGGCGCAACCGGCGACGCGAGGCCCGGGCCAUGCGGAAGAAGGAGAUGGAGGGCGUCAUCCUCGGCGGGGACGCGUCGCCCAAGUCGGUGGCCGCGGCCCAGGCGAAGCACGCCGCGCUGAAGGCGGAGGAGGAAGAGGCGGAGCAGGGGUGGUGCCAUUGGCCGGUCAAGCCCGCGGCGGCGGCGGUGGCUGCGGCCGAGGAGCUCGCCGAGGCGGAGAAGGAGGUGUGGGAGCGCUUCUACGGCACCGGCGGCUUCGGGAGGAGCCCGUCGGAGCACGACGAAACGUGGUGAUCGCUCGGCGCGCGCCUUCUCCGGCCGGCGGUCUCGUCGGCCUAGUCGGUUUCUUGGCCUUCCUCCCUCCCUUCUUGGGCGGAGAGAAACCAAACUCCACUUCUUUAAUUUUGCGAUUAACGUAGCGUUAGUUGCAACUCUGUUCGUGUUUCUCUUCUCCCAAAUUUUGUCUAAUUGGGAGGAAUGAAAAGAAACCAUGCUGCUUGCUUAGGAAAAAUUACAUAAACACGGU
Messenger RNA from Triticum urartu, 1146 nucleotides. RefSeq lists its product as uncharacterized. Lineage: Eukaryota; Viridiplantae; Streptophyta; Magnoliopsida; Poales; Poaceae. The record is from RefSeq and is a predicted model, not a curated record.